AUGUCUGAGGAGCUACCGAAGAGGCUUUUUAAGGAGGGCGAGGAGCCCCGAGAGUUGGAUGUCGUGAAGAAAGACCCGGUUUUUCAUCAGAUUUUUAAGCUCCAUGAGAAUGGUCUUGGAUACUCUGCCAGGGUGAUACACAGCUUCUUGUGUAGGGAGCUGGUGACUUUCUUACAGCACGAGCUAUGGUUUGUCUUUGCGAGGAGACCGCUUCGAUUCUCAUUGCAAGAGUUCCACGCCGUAACCGGGUUUGAAUGCGAUACUCAUAUCUCGCUUGAGGAGUUUGAAGAGUGGAAAUAUGAUGGUGGUUUCUGGAGCAAGGUUUUGAGGAGAAAAGAUGGAACAAUUACACUCUUCAACCUGUGGACUAAGGACAAGGAAGCUGUAAAGAAGUGGAGGAAUGCAGAUCGCAUACGUCUUGUCUACUUGGCGAUCAUUCUUUGUGUGGUAUUGGCAAGAGAUGAGAAGGCUAAUAUCCCCCUGAAGUACAUCGCGGUGGUCAUGGAUCUUGACAGAGUUCGAAGGUAUCCUUGGGGAGUUGCUGCUUAUGACCUUCUCUGCAAAUCAAUAGCCAAAAAUCGUUCCCAACUGAAGGAAAAGACCACUAGCUAUGUCUUGGAUGGCUUCUCAUACGCCUUGCAGAUUUGGGCAAUGGAAGCGGUACCAAAAAUUGGGAAGCUUUGUGGAAAAAAGCUGGAUAAGGGUUUCAAGGACGGUCCUAGAUGCAUAAACUGGAUGGGAGCUGCGAAGGUGUCAUAUGAGGAGAUCAUUCGCUUGGAGGAGAUUAUUACACCCAAGGAUGACAUCUACCCAUACAUCUCAUGGACAGGAAAUUAUGAUGUUGUCAAAGCUCAGGCGUUUCGCAGAGAUGAUGAUGUGGAGGAUGAUAGAAUCAAUGUUCUGAUGGAGAUGAUAAAGAAGGGGCAUGAUUUUAGUGAGCAUGUUUGGGAAACUGAAGAAAAUGAAGUGAUUUCUUUAUCUCUCGAUGACGAAUCAGCUGUGAAUGAUGAAGCAAGCGUGAAUGUUGAAGCAGCCGAGAGUGAUGACGACUUUCAGACUCCGAAAGGAUAAAAAAACGUUGGUUCUAGAUCAAAGAGGGGUAAAAAGAGGCUUCCCGAUCGUGGUAUGGAGAAGAGAAAGCAUAAGGUUCUCGCAAGUGGUGCAAAGCAAGCUCCUUUUAAUGAAGACAUGAAGGCUUUUAUGACACAGUUGUUUGAGCACAACUUCUCUGGAAUGGAACAAAGGAUACAGAAACAGAUGGCCGAGACAUUUGAGCAGAUGCGGACAGAGCUUAAACAAUCACGUAAGGAAGCCAGCGUUGAAGUUGAGCUUGGAGAGCCUUCACCGACAAAGCCAUCGACGAGCCAGGCACCGUUGAGGAGGUCCACACGCGGGGUAAACAAACACUAGUCUUCACCAUCCUCUUCAAUGUUAUUUUGUCUUGUUUAAGUUCGUGGUUUGCGUGUCUGUUUGUUUUAUUGGCAUCUAAGUUAUCGGCCUGAAUUUUGUUGUACUUUAUAAGGUCUCGGUUUGUAUGUGUGCUUGGUGUGUAAGUGUCCUUGGUUUGUAAGUGUCUUGUUUGAACUUAUGUAAUGGUCUGGAACUUUUAUGUAAAAUAAUUAUGUAAUGAUAAUGUAUUUUGGUGUCUCAAUUAUUGCUUAUUUGUCGUGACAUAACAGGAUGGUUCCGAGACUACAUUCGAUGUGAAUUAUAGUGAAGCAGAUGAUAUGGGUCGCGGGAUAGGUACGCAAGGGGUUGAAGGGCUUUCUCAGACGUCGUAUGUGCCAGGCUUUGAUCCAUCUCAGGACAAAAAAGAAGAAGACUGGUGGACUCCAAUGACUUCGGUCCGAGGUUCAGUGGAUAAUCCAGUAAAGAAAGAAAAGACAGAGAUGAAUACAGCUCCACCGCCGUCACAGUGGGAGAAAUGGUGCAAAAGAAAAGGUCAUGGACUUCAGCUUAGCGAUUCACCAUUGCCAGAAGAUGCUUCUCCGCAGGCGUCACUUUAUUAUAUCUCCGAAGAGUCAUGGAAAGGAUUCACGGAAUGGGCAUUAAAGCCUAUACCUUUAACAAUUGGUCCUACAUGCUUUAAUUUGUCUGUAGCUACAAGAGUAGUAAGUGCUGGAAAAUGGCUUGGAAACGAGGUAAUGAAUCUUGUACUAACCUUUAGUGAAUUUAUCUUCCUAAUACUUCUUAUAUGCUAUAUUACUUAACUUUCAUUGUAAAUUUUUAGGAGAUGGAUGCGGUUAUGUUUAUAUGGCGUGUGAACACUACAUUGAAUCGUUGGGCCCCUCGCCGUGUUGCUUUCAUGAGUGCUAUGUUUUGCCUCCAAGUAGACGCUGCAUACAAGAAGUUUUUACCAAACAAAAAAGCCUAUCAAUUGCCUGAUUUCCUUCUUGGGUACGGCAGAGGAGAGCUUCCAUCUCAUGGGCAGACUGAUCUAGUUUGGGGUGUUGAUGUUGAUCGACUCUACUUUCCUCUGUUUGUAAAUGGUAACCAUUCAGUUCUUUUUACAUCCUAGUAUACAUUUCUUCGUUUACAUAUUUUUGUGGACUCGAACGCAGGUAAUCACUGGGUUGGUGUCUGUGUAAACAUCAUUGAAAGAAAAGUGGAAGUCUUUGAUUGCGGUCGGGGAAAGAACAGACAGUACGUUGAGAAGUUUGCUGCUAUCAUUCCUAGGAUAGUGAAGUCCGUUGCACCACAAGAAAGACAGAAGCAGCUACUCCUCUCAUCAUAUUCUAUCGUGGAUGUGCCUAUGAAGUUGAGAUUGAACAAAAGUUGUUGUGAUUGCGGUGCAUACGCUCUGAAGCACUUGGAAUGCUCGCUGCUUGGUCUUGACGUCAGUUUAGUGGAUGAUGAAAUCAUUAUGGGUUGUAGACAGAAGAUUGGAGUGGACUUAUGGGAGGCUGCACACGACCCCAUCUUUGCUGAGGUUAUGACACGAUAUGUGCCUUCACCAUGGGAGAGGUCUGAGGUCUUUGACCUCGAGGAUGAUUGAUUAACUGUGAUUUUAGUAGUUUGGUUUGUUAGAAUUAGAAAACAACUUUGGCUUUGGUAUUUGAUUUGAAUUAAGAAACAACUCUAGAUUUGAUUUUGUAUAAAUUAUGAAACAACCCUAUAAAGAAUUGUGUGCUACAAAAUCAUAAAA
This is a messenger RNA of Brassica napus (rape), 3145 nucleotides long. RefSeq lists its product as uncharacterized. The record is from RefSeq and is a predicted model, not a curated record. The transcript is spliced from 3 exons. Bases 1 to 1071 code for a protein of 356 amino acids. Lineage: Eukaryota; Viridiplantae; Streptophyta; Magnoliopsida; Brassicales; Brassicaceae.